UUAUUUUUAAUUAUGAAUGUUGUAUAGGGGUAUAUAGUUUGUGUUAGCAUGUUUCUUUCAGAAUUUGUUUUUUCCUUGUAUGAAUGUUUCAAUAUAACCAUAUUGUAUUAUUCAGUUUGUUCUUAUAUUAUUAGUACUCCAUACACAUAAUUGUAAUUAUUUUGUGUAUUUUUCUGUUAUAGUGACAAUGGCAGAAAGAAAGAUCACUUUCAUUAGAGACUUGGACAAUAUGAAGGAUGAUUACACACUAAAAGUGUCUAUCAUCCGGCUGUGGAAAUCGUUUUCAGAUGGCAACCCCACUAUUGUCAGAUCAAUUGAGAUGAUACUCAUGGAUGAAAUGUGUACAAAAAUCCGAGCAAGUGUGUAUCCAAGAGAUUUUCAAAGGUUUGAGUCCAAAUUGAAAGAAGAUCAAGCUGUUUACAUCCGGUCCCCCACUAUCGCUCCUAACAAAUACACUUUUAAAAUAAGUGAUGUAACCUCCAAGUUAAAUUUCCAUGGAAGAACAACUGUUAACGAGUGUCUACACUUUCAAUCCAAAACAAAAUAUGGAUUUUCUUUUGUUUCUUUUGAAACAAUUAUCUCUGCAACAGCUACAUCUAAUGAAUCAAUUGAUAUUAUUGGUGAAGUUGUUUCAUUAGGAAAGCUUGAUUCCCGUGAUGUCAGCAAAUCUCUACAUAGGCUGCCUUUACAAAUAAGAAACUUAGAAGGUUUGCAGGUUAAUGUUACGUUGUUUGGAGAUAUUGCAUACCAGUUAAUUUCUUAUCUUGAAGCUCAUAAAGAAGUUGGUCGUGUGAUUGUCCUUUUGCAAUUUGCAAGAAUUAAUGUCUAUAACGCAACACCUUCUGUGAACAGUUAUUUUGAACAAACACGGAUGUUCAUAAAUGCUAAUCUUCCCGAAAUUGUUACAUUCACAGAUAGCUCUAAAUCAUAUUCGGAAUCUGAUGACUUUUUGAAUAAUUACAAAGUUAAAAAUGUUGUCGAUUUGAUAGAACCACAAGAGGUCGGCCAAUAUAUCAUUGUCGGGACCAUUUAUGGUAUUCGCCAAGAUAUUGAUUGGUAUUAUGAUGGGUGUACAAACUGUAGAAAGAAAGUUCAAACAGAAGAUUUGUUCAGUGGUGCAGAUAGUGGUGAUGCAAGUGUCGUUUUAAAAUGCAAUGGUGAUAAUUGUAAAAAUAAGACGAUCUCUUCUGUUCCAAGGUAUAAAAUACCUAUUCGUGUGCAAGAUGAUUCUGGAACAAUCACUCUAACUCUCUUCGAUAGAGAUGCUUAUAGAAUCGUCAAAAAACGCGCACGUGAUCUUAUAGAUAAAAUCAAACAGGCAGGUAGUCCUGCAAAUGCUGAUGAUACAGAAAUCGCAUCUCAUGAAGAUGCGAUAUCGCAAACAGGUGAUAAUUUGACCCCAACAUUGCCUGACAAAUUUGAAGCUACAAGUCCGUUCAAGUAUAAUUCCCCAACAACAGUAAAAAAAAAACGAAAUGUUGGAGAUACCAUUGAUGUUGAUGAUUAUGAUAAUGAUGAAAAUACAAAUAGAACUCCAAAAACAAAUUUAAUUCCGAUUUUACCCUCCACCCCAUAUACUACGGGUUCUAUUGCGAUGCAAACAGCUGUUACACCUGCCCCUGUUUUGAUAAAGGAGAUUGUUCCUGAAGAGGUUAUUGAGUAUUCCUUUGAAGAAAGAAGAGCUGGUUUUGUUUUUUUGAAAGUCAAAUUGCAAUUGGCUUGUAAUAUGAAUUGA
Messenger RNA from Lactuca saligna, 1735 nucleotides. Lineage: Eukaryota; Viridiplantae; Streptophyta; Magnoliopsida; Asterales; Asteraceae. The record is from the annotation of a GenBank genome assembly.